This is a messenger RNA of Durusdinium trenchii, 2817 nucleotides long. The record is from the annotation of a GenBank genome assembly. Lineage: Eukaryota; Dinophyceae; Suessiales; Symbiodiniaceae.
AUGUUCACUGACCCAGACGGAGACCUGUAUCUAGAAGACCUAGGAGGACCAGAUAUCACAGCAUGGAGAAACUACGAACCUCAUGGACCUACCCCCUUCGGAAUCAAUGCCCACGAGAUCUAUCCCUUCAGGAACCUUCCAGGAGAUGCGGCCAGGAACCAACUCAUGAUAGAGGGAGAGCGGCAUGCUGCCGCGGAACGCAUUCACCUUGGGCUACCCCAUCCUCCUCCUGGUGGAUCAGCUGCAGUGGCACCAGUCGCAGCUGCUGCGGCCCCGGCGAAUCCUGGCGGUGGUGCUGUAGGAGGCGCUGCUUUGGUGGCUCCACUAGCCGGGGCAGCCGCCGUUGGUGCUCGACCAAACAUCGCAGGUGGCGGGGGUGCUGCCGCUUUGGCUGCGGCUCUCAACCAGCCCCCAGGUGGUGCUCAAGCAAUGAACUCCGGUCUCAACGGAGACGAUGCUCGUACCCUUCCAGUGACCAGGGACGUCGAUGGAAACCGUUUCAAGGAGUUCAGAGUUGGUGUCCAAGAGUGCAAGCAGAGCAAGUUCAGCGACUGGCCUAUCGGCGGUCCCAGGACCGUCCGCCACGUCCUGAUGGAGAUGGUCAACCAUGGAGGAUCAGCGCUUGCCCAUCAUCAAGCUUGGCGGGUGGCGUGCAAGUUUCAGCCUUCAGACGGCCCUGCCGUCGAGCACGAGGGUCUUUGCAAGAUCCUCCAGACCAUGUUGACUUACGAUCAGCUCGAAGAGAAGCACAAGUUCAAACUCCAGGCCUCGGACGAGUCAGGCGAAGGUGCUCUUUUUAUGGGCGCCAUGGGCGGCGCGCGGGUUGGAUCCGUGGUGUCGCCAAAGCUGACGGAGUGGGUGGGAGGAGAACUUCAGAAGGAGGCUCUUGUGGCAAAGGAGCGCAGGAAGACCUAUGAUAGUGGUCGCAGUGAUGUGGAGCCCUACGUCAAGGAGAAUAUCUCCUGGCCUGAGGUGAGCAAUUGCCCAGUUGCCCUGGACAACUGCCUACCUCCGGCUGACCGUGAAUGGCUGGGUGACCUCACUAACGCUGUUUACACCCUGGCCGUCCCGGAUGGCAUUGCUGAGAUGUUCACCAUGCCCGGCAUUGAGGCUGGUAAGGUUGGCGUCUCCGACAUUGCUGGGACACCUACUGAUCCUGAAACCAUUGUGUUGCCGUAUGUCACCGUGUUGCCGAUGGGUGGAGUUGGGCUCUUCACCUUUGUCAGUUGUGAGCCGUCAGUUGCAGAAGUGGUCGAUCGUCAUGUCUCGCGACACCUGCUGCGACAAGCGAAGACAAAGCUCAGAGGAUCCAUUCCAGAGGGCCUGACCUACCUAGAGGCCCGAAGUGUCCGGGAACCUACACGCCUGGACUACAUGCGACGGAUCAAGGACUUCAACCACUGGUUGGGCCCCCAUGUGGUAGACUUCACAAACCCCCUUGACGUAGACAACAUUCUGGUGGAGUACCUGCAGGACCUGUUCGACUCCGGUUUCAAAGUGGACUCAGGGAUUCGGAUUCAUGCUGCCAUCAGGUUUUGUCAUCCACAGUUGGGGAAGAGCGCAAGUGGAAGUCUGCCCCGGUGUUUACGGGCCCUUCGGGGUUGGAAGAAUGCAGAUCCACCAUUACAGAGGAUGCCACUGCCAAUAGAGGGAUUUGGAGCCAUACUGGGGUACUGCAUAGCGACAAACUUCUUGGAGAUGGCGGUUCACCUGUUUCAGUGGACGACCUACAUGAGACCUGGCGAGGCAAGCAGCCUCACAACCGACCAGCUUAUCCCCCCUAUGAGCAGAUCUGAUAGCAGCGUGCAGUUUUUUGCCGUGCUGCUCCAUCCAGCAGAGGGACGGGUACCUGGGAAGACGGGUCAUUUCGACCAGGGAAUUCUACUGGACAGCGACUUGUGGAUCAAUCCCAUCCUCAUGAAACUUAUUCACAUGAAGAAGCCAAGCACACCACUGUGGAACCACACACACAUGGAAAUUCUCAAUGUGUUUCAGAAGGCUGUCAAGUACCUUCAGUUGGAACCACUGGGAGUAAGCAUGUACACCCUUCGCCACGGAGGUGCAUCCUACGACAUCAUCAGCCAACGGAAGACCAUGGACGAGGUCAAAGUGUUGGAAGCGGAUGGCUACAAAGCGCCAGAGCUGCCAUAUUUGGCCUGGGUGCCAUGUGAGGGACAGCGGCAACUGAUGUGCCUUUUGUGCCGCAAUUCUCGUCGGAAACAGGGCACUUGGGUGUCAGACGAGACCGCUCACUGUGGCACGCACGAGAACCCUGCAGGUUCAAAGGAGCACCGAAAGAACCUCCUGAACUAUCCACCCGGUGAUCCUUGGUAUGAGCAAAAUGUGACAGCCGCACGGCUGGAAUUCCAUCCGAAACUUGAAGUGAGCAGAGCGAAGACUGCUUCGGAGUCCAGGCCUGAAAUCCGCAGUGAGGAUGCCAGUUUCUCUGAGAGUGGGUUUCGGCCAGAUAAAUCACAGCAAACCCAGUCGCUCAGUGGGUAUCGAGACGAAGCUCAUUGUACUUAUCCUUCGCGAGACGUGGAGAAGCUCGUCGAGGAACAGCCUGAGGUUGCUGCGGGCGCUGCGGCUUGGCUCGAUGGCGAGAGGCAGCGGUCGCCCGAGCGUACCGAGCGUCAAGAUCCACAGGCUCAGGUGGCUGCAAAUGCUGCUGAACCAGCUGCUGAAGCAAAGGUUGCGCCGGAGCCAAAGUUGCCCCCAAACUGGCGCAGUGCCAAGGACAGUGAAGGCACGACUUACUACUACCAUGUCAAGGAACGCAAAUCCCAGUGGGACUUUCCGGAGUGGCCUCACACCUGA